Messenger RNA from Theileria orientalis strain Shintoku, 681 nucleotides. Its product is annotated as 40S ribosomal protein S6. Gene Ontology annotation, biological process: translation. Lineage: Eukaryota; Apicomplexa; Aconoidasida; Piroplasmida; Theileriidae. Gene Ontology annotation, molecular function: structural constituent of ribosome. The coding region runs from base 1 to 681 and encodes 226 amino acids. Gene Ontology annotation, cellular component: ribosome. The transcript has a single exon. The record is from RefSeq and is a predicted model, not a curated record.
AUGAAGCUUAACAUAGCAAAUCCCUUUACUGGGAUGCAGAAGACAAUCGAGAUCGACGACGAGAAGAAACUCUUGCCUUUCUUUGAACGUCGUAUGGGAACGGAGGUACCAGGCGACAGCAUCGGCGACGAGUUUAAAGGAUACGUGUUCAAAAUAUCAGGAGGAAACGAUAAACAAGGAUUCCCAAUGAUGCAAGGCGUAUUGACGCCGGCGAGAGUGCGCCUGCUUUUCAAAAAGGGGAUGAAGUGCUACAGGCCCAGAAGAACUGGAGAAAUGAAGAGGAAAUCAGUUCGCGGCUGCGUCGUGAGCGCUCAACUGUCAAUUUUGAAUUUGGUGUUGGUCAAGAAGGGCCCUCAGGAAGUUCCUGGACUAACGGAUCAGGAGGCCCCCAGAAGGCUGGGACCGAAAAGGGCCAGCAAGAUAAGGAAGCUGUUUAACCUGGGACCGAACGACGACGUAAGGAAGUUUGUGGUGCGUCGCAAGAUCGAAGGCAGGAAUAAAACAAAGGCGCCUAAGAUUCAAAGACUCGUAACGGCCCAGAGACUACAGAGGAAGAGAAGGCUGCUGAAGGAGACCAAGGAAAAGGCUAAGAGGAAUAAGCUGAAGAUGGAAGAGUACAGGAAGAUGGUACACGAGUAUCGCUCGCGACAGAAAUCAGCCAACUCCCCAAAGGCUGGGUAA